Molecule: messenger RNA, 1382 nt
Organism: Nicotiana tabacum (common tobacco)
Lineage: Eukaryota; Viridiplantae; Streptophyta; Magnoliopsida; Solanales; Solanaceae
Product: DCD domain-containing protein NRP-B
Biological process (GO): response to endoplasmic reticulum stress
Source: RefSeq, a predicted model, not a curated record
CCUCUACCGCGUCAACCUCCCCCUAUUUUAUUCUCCCUGUAAGUAAAGUAAUCACUCCUACAUAGACCAAGAUUCAAUCUUUAUACUAUAAAAUUUCUCUUCUUUAUCAUCUCAUACCAUUCGUCUCUAAAGUUCACUCCUUUAUUCCAAGAUUUCAAUUUUUUAUAGACAAUUUCUCUUCUUGGUAUUUGAGAAAAGCCUUCAUCUUUUACUCCAAGAUUGAAUUUUUAUACAAAAAUAUCAUUUGGGGUAUAGGCAAAAAGUGUCAAAAAUGGAGAAUUCUCAAUCAUCUUUCUAUCAAUUCAGUGAUAAGCUUCGUUUACAAACAACCAACUUAGCAAAAUUGUCUUCAAAUGAUUCAAUUUGGAGCAACAAUUAUGUAUCAAAAAAGCCUGAAGAAAGAAGAAACUUUGAUAUUAGAGUUGGUGGUGAGCUUAUAAAUUCUGUUAUUAGUUCUAAUAUUCCAACAAAAAAUCUCAAUUCAGAUUACAAUCUCUUUAGCAAUAAAGGGGUUUACACAAACCCUUUGAAUUUCAGUUACAGUAGUAGUAGUAAGGGUAGUAGUGAAAAUAACAAUAACAAUAACAAUAACAAUAUUGUUUUGAAUUCAAAAGGGGUUAUGAAGAAAAGUGGAAAAUUUGGUUAUGAGGUUGAAAAUGGCUAUUUUGUAAAUAAAUUUGGCAAGAAAAAUAAUAACAAGAUUAAUAGAGAGAGUAAUUACAAGGAUGAGAAUAAGAAUAUUGGUGUAGAGAAGAGGUUCAAGACAUUGCCAGCAUCAGAGUCAUUACCAAGAAAUGAAACAGUUGGUGGAUAUAUUUUUGUUUGCAACAAUGAUACUAUGCAUGAGAAUCUCAAAAGGGAGCUCUUUGGCUUGCCGCCUCGUUACAGGGAUUCAGUUCGCCAAAUAACACCCGGCUUGCCUCUUUUCCUCUACAACUACUCAACCCACCAGCUUCAUGGGAUAUUUGAGGCUGCGAGCUUUGGUGGGUCCAAUAUUGAUCCUACAGCGUGGGAGGACAAGAAGAACCCUGGUGAAUCGCGCUUUCCUGCUCAAGUGCGCGUUGUGACAAGGAAAAUUUGUGAACCACUUGAAGAGGACUCAUUCAGGCCAAUCCUUCACCAUUACGACGGUCCUAAGUUCCGCCUUGAAUUAAACAUUCCAGAGGCCAUCUCUCUCCUGGACAUUUUUGCAGAGAAAAAUAUACUGAAUAGUUUGUUCAAUUGAAGGUGCUACUAUAGAUAGGCAAUUAUAUGAUAUGUGUAUAGGCAAUAUAUGUGAUGUAAAGGAGCUGUGAUUUCCUUUGCAGACUAAUGUUACAAACCGUUUUGUAUUAUAGCAGGCUUUUGCAUAUAUAAAAGUAAAGUAAAACCAGUUCUCUUUU